Messenger RNA from Contarinia nasturtii (swede midge), 2188 nucleotides. RefSeq lists its product as uncharacterized. The transcript has 5 exons. Lineage: Eukaryota; Metazoa; Arthropoda; Insecta; Diptera; Cecidomyiidae. The record is from RefSeq and is a predicted model, not a curated record. The coding region runs from base 423 to 1523 and encodes 366 amino acids.
UAUAACCGCUUGUCGCUUCUUUUCGAGCACAUAACGAUCAACAUCACCAGCGAGUGCAUUUUCACAUUUUAAUAUUCUACUUCCGAACUGUUGAAAUGCUGAUUAGUUUUUUUUAAUUUUUAAGCAAACAAAAAGAGUUAAAGUGCGUCUGUUUAGUUUGUAAUUUCUUAUGUACGGAAGAAACAUGAUCAGUUCUCAUUUGAAAUAAUUUCAUAUUUGCUUGCGGAUCAAGAAGCAAAAUAUUAAAGAAAAAAGUGGAAGAAAAAAAAAACAGAUCUGGUGCUAAAAGGAUAAAUUGAGUUGCAAGUAAAUUCCGACAAAUCGUUUGGGUGCAAGGAACUUAAUCUAGAUACAUCUUCUUUAUGUGAAAAAAAAAAAAAAAAAAAAAAACAAACAAACAUAAAACAUUUUAUUUAUAUACCAUGGAAGUGCUCUAUUUUUGGCUUAAAACAAUCGUGACCAUUGUGAUAAUUUCGAUUGUAUCGAGUCAAAGUAUAAAACAACCAAACGAUCAUAGUUCGACGACACAUUUGAAUAUCGAAAAAAUCAAUCAAAAUUUCGUUAGUAGAACAAAACAAAAUAGCUCAAAUGCGAUACGUGAUAUUAAUACAAACAGUGAAUCAAAAACUAAACCAAAUCCAGACUCAGAUGACUCGAACGCAUCGAAUGAAGCGAAUAAAGCACAUUCGAGAAAAAAACGAUUGAUUUGGAUUACAGAUGAUGGACGACUUGCAUUGCCACCGGGCACUGUGCUCAGUUUAACACCGACUAUAUCGUUGCCAUUGGUUCGAUAUCCAUUGGAUGGAUUUCUUUCGAAUAUGACAAUGAGCUUUCCACUUACCAUUGACUUUGAUAAAUUGGGAUUAACCGAUAACGAGAAUCCAUUGGGUGUUUUACCGCCAAUUUUUGCACGCAAAAUGGGAAGAGCGGCCGGUUCAGCUUUAGCCGAUUACGUUGGUGCAUAUUUAACGUCACGCAAGGCUCGUUCGAUAUCGGAACAGGAAGGUGAUGAAUUCAUGACAAUUUCACCGAAAAAAGCGCCCACACUACCCGACCAACAUAAGCAUGCAUUCCAUGGUGGCGAACGUGCAAUUUUAUAUGGCAUUGCCGAAGAUUUUCUAUCAACAUUCGGUGUGGAUGGCAAAGCCUGUUUACUCCGAACGAUUUGCGAAAUACAUUCGAAAAAGACGCUCGAUCAUUUGGGAUUUCUUGGUGAAGUUGCCAAACUAUUUUUCACUGCCACCAAAUCAAAUUAUGCACAUUUGUUGACGGAAUAUGUAACAGCGCAACAAAUUGGUGAGGGUACUGUGGGACCUGGUGAAUGUUUUCCAUACUAUAAAAAAUGUCCGAAAAGUAUAUUCAAAAGUGGAAGAGAAGCCAAUAAAUAUAGCCAUAUACCGUCGGAUAGCGCUUCCGAAUUAGAUGAUAAUGAAAAUGAAAUUGAACUUUUCAAUGAUUCCGACAAUGAACUAGCUCAAAUGAAUGAAAAUAAAGAUGCAACUCAAUCAAUGUUUAACAUGUAAUGGAAGCGAAAAAUCAUUCACGGUGUUCAGUUGUAUGAAAAACAACCCAACCAUUCGUUAAUAAAUGUAUAAAAAAAUUUAGAAUUUUAAUCUUUUGACCAAAUGAAGUGUGCAUUCAAAUUUUCUUAAUUCAUCGAUUCAUUGAAUUGUUCGUGUUUACAAUUAAAUUUUCAUUAAAAAAGAAACACAUACAUGCAUUUCUAGUCGUUUAGGAUGUUUCAUGAUCAAUUUUGACCAUUUAACAAUCUAAGAUUAUUUCUUCAAUGCUUUCAACAAUUCAUUGCUUUUGAUUUGGCUACAAUACACCGAAAAUCCAUAUCAAUCCGUUUAUUGCAUGUCGAAUGUCAUUUUCAGUGACCUUGAGUGUCACGAAACAUUCUUUUAUUUAUGCAAAGCGGAUUUUGAAUUUAAGGAAAAUAUUUUGUUGAGAAAAUCAAUGUAAUUAGGAUUAUAGUUAUUUGUGCUUGAGUUAGUUUCAAUUGUGCGCCAGAAUAGUUUUACAAUAGAAUGAUACGUGUUUUUUUUGUAUAUACUCGCAACAACGUGCGAUAAUUCAAAAUAUGCAGAAAAUGUUAUUUAUUUAUUUAUUUUUGUUAGAUGUACGAAGUCGACCGAAUGGCGCCGAUUUUCAUUAGUGUAAUUCAUUAUUUAUUAAUAUCAUAGAA